UAUAUAAUACUACCUCUUUUCCUCAAAGGGAGUUCAAAUGCAGAAAUGGGGACCACAAACGGUCACUGGUGAAUAAAGUCAAAAAACACACAUCACAAAACAAAUCAAAACAUCACACACUUGGGGUUGGGGACAUGGAGCCGAAGGACAUUAAUAAAUACGCUCAUACACUGUCUCUGUCUUCUUUCGGCUUUAAAUGUUACAAAGAGGGGCUUCUCUUCUUUCACUUCAAAGCUCCAAAGAAAAAAACAUGACACACAAACUGCUGCUUCUUCUAGUGCACCUCCUCCUCACCACUGUGGCCUCUUCAAUGUCUCCUUCUGAAAGAGCCUCACUCGAAGCCAUUAGGUACUCUCUAACCGAAAUGCCCGGCUCCUCCUUCUUCGCCUCGUGGGAUUUCUCGGAUUCCGACCCCUGCUCUUCUUUUUCCGGCGUCACCUGCUCCCUCGGGCGAGUCGAAACGUUAACCCUGGGCCCCGGUAUCUCGGGUUCCCUCUCCCCUGCUCUCUCCAAUUUAACCCGGUUAACCCAACUCAUCCUUUUGCCCGGUUUAGUCACUGGCCCGGUUCCAUCCGAGCUUGGGUUUCUCCCCUCCCUCCGUGUUGUUUCCUUGACAAGAAACCGCUUAACCGGCUCUAUACCGGCCUCUUUCUCCUCUCUUCUAGACUUGCAUACACUUGACCUGAGUUACAAUCAAUUAUCUGGGGUUAUCCCGCCUCGUCUCACUCGCUUGCCUCACCUCAAAGUCCUUGUCUUGGCUUCGAACCAUCUUUCGGGCAACCUCGGUCCUCAUGUCUUGAGCCCUUUGUUCCAUUUGGACAUCAAGAUGAACGGAGUCUCGGGUCCGCUUCCUGAUUUCUUGCCUAAGUCGCUUCGUUACUUGUCGGUAUCUAACAACUCGAUGUGUGGUACAAUCGAAGUCCUAGAGUCACUCACCGAGUUAACCUACCUCGAUCUAAGUGUGAACAAGUUCACCGGAACUAUCCCCAACUCGAUCUUCCGUCCGUCCGUGGUGCUGCUUCUGCAACGGAACAACUUCACGGGGAUGGCAGUUCCAACGUCCUUUUCAUUCAUUCUUCCAACGGGAUCAGUUAUCGAUCUGAGCCAUAAUUCAAUAGCGGGAGAGCUAUCUCGUGAACUCGCUGGAGCCGAGACGCUGUUUCUGAACAACAAUCGCCUGACGGGAGAAGUGCCUGGGGAUUACAUCGACAGCCUCAUCAAUGGUACCACCAAGACGCUGUAUCUGCAGCAUAACUAUCUCACGAGGUUUCCGUUGCAGCAGCGUCAAGGAGUUAAGUUGCUUGGCUCUGUGUCGUUGUGCUUGUCUUAUAACUGCCUUGUGUCUCCGUUCGGAUUGUCAUCUUGUCCUAAAGACGCGGCCCCCCUUCGCUCGAGGCCUUCUUCCCAAUGCUUUAACUUCUUUAAUCACAGUUCGAUCACUUAAAUGUAUUUCUUCUCCCUAUCUCUUUUUAUUACAAAUUGUUUUCAAGAAUUUGUUACUUAACAUGAUACAGGGUUUUAUCUAGGAAUGAUUCGAAU
Messenger RNA from Tarenaya hassleriana, 1539 nucleotides. Its product is annotated as probable LRR receptor-like serine/threonine-protein kinase At1g12460. The transcript has a single exon. The record is from RefSeq and is a predicted model, not a curated record. The coding region runs from base 197 to 1444 and encodes 415 amino acids. Gene Ontology annotation, molecular function: protein binding. Lineage: Eukaryota; Viridiplantae; Streptophyta; Magnoliopsida; Brassicales; Cleomaceae.